UUUAGUUAGUGAAAGGAAAUUACGUAGGGUUGUUAAAUAGGAAAAUACAAUUAGUGGUUGUUAUUUACGGAAAAAAAAGUAACCGUCCGACGCUGAGUUUCGGACCCCAUCCGCCGUCGGAAUUCGGACCCCGUCCGCCGUCGGAUCUUGGACCCCUUCCGCCGCCGGAUCUCGGACCCCAUCCGACACUAGUGAGCGGCCGCCACAAAAAACGUUUGGCUUCUCGGAAAACUCCUUCCUCUACGAUGGCGACGACAUCACCCACUGCGAGCUCCUUCCCCUUCAACGCCGACAACUUUGUGAGGGGAGGGUGUGAGGUCGGACGAAUGGAAGGCUCGGCGGGACCAGGUCGGAGGAAUGGAGGGGUCAGUGGCUGUAGGAUGUUGUGGAAGGAGGGAGGAAGUUGGUCGGUGGCGGUGGGAGCAAGAGUGGAAGGCAGGGUCGGCGCGGGUGGGAGGAGGGAGGAGGUUGUGAGGGGAUGAGUUAGAUAGGUUUAGGGUUGGUUAGAAGAAGGGCAAAAUCGUCUUAUAUUUUAGAACUAUGGGCUGCAAAUAAUAAAUAGUAGGACGGCAAAUAAUGAUUCAUUUUUUUA
Linum trigynum is the source of this 592-nucleotide messenger RNA. The record is from the annotation of a GenBank genome assembly. Lineage: Eukaryota; Viridiplantae; Streptophyta; Magnoliopsida; Malpighiales; Linaceae.